AUGCUACCUGGAAUACCAAGUAUAUUAUAUAGAGAUGAGAUAGGUAUCGAAGAUUGUGAAUGUCAGGAUCACAAAGCUUUGGCGCACGUGCAUAAUCUAGUUCCUAUGUAUUGGGAGAAGAAGAACAGCCCCGGUAGUAGUUUUUCACCCUUAGGAAUUACUACUUGGUUACUAGAAGCUAGGAAACCCAUGGAAACUAGUUUAAUAGGCACUGUUGAAGAAAUGACAAGACUAAGAGCAGAAACUACAUUCAUUUAUGUUAAAGCGGUAUUAAGAGAGGGUCAAAUUAAGGUAAAUUGUGAUGUUAGAAAUCAAAAAUAUGCGGGGACGUCACAAAAAGAUUUAGACAAUCUAAGAGAUCAUAUCAUGUUUCCUGCGGAGAAAAUAGCCGUACUUCAUACCAUCGCCAGAGGAUUCACAGGACAAACAUUUCAAUCCGACACAGUAUCGUUACAAGAUCUAUUGGAUGAAAAUUCAUUAAACAAAAUAUACAGUAACACGUUAACCAAGAUUUGGGAUGGUUUUACUACCUUCGGCGCUGCGACAGCCGGAGUAUUUGGCAUAUUUAUUAUUAUAAGAAUUAUAAAAAUUGUAUUUGAUACACUUAUACAUGGUUAUGCGUUACACGCUGCAUAUGGAUGCAGUCUACAUUUACUAGGAGCCAUAUGGAGUUCUUUUACACACUUACUUUUAUAUCUUGCGAAUAGACCACAAACAGACACAAACACACCGACAACACCGAAAGAAACCUGCGACCAAAAUACAGAGACUAAUGCGCCGUCGAACGAACCACAGGAAAUUCCAAUCGUUUAUACAUUUAGGGACUUACGUGCCAGAUUAGAUGAAUAAAUUUCUCCAUAUUCAUUCUGAAAUUUAAUUUAAGGGGGGUGGUGUGACGUCCCCGCAUAUUUUUGAUUUCUAUAAAUAAUGAUAAAUAAAUAUAACAUAUGUAGCGGACGUUUUCUAAAUUCAUAUGUAUAAAUUUUAAAGUAUUAUUCAAUAAUUAAUUUUUGAUCACCCGGUAUAUAGACUUAACGUAUAUGCUCCCGCACAUAUGACUAAUAAAUAAGGCACUGAGAUUUAUUCAUCUAAAAAAUAGUAGUAAGAUAGAAUUAAUUAAUUUUAGGACACCUAGUAUAUAAGCAAGUAUAUUUAAUAAGUAUAAAAAAUUAAUUUGCAAUAUAUAAU
Molecule: messenger RNA, 1188 nt
Organism: Cataglyphis hispanica
Lineage: Eukaryota; Metazoa; Arthropoda; Insecta; Hymenoptera; Formicidae
Exons: 3
Coding region: 1-849 (282 amino acids)
Source: RefSeq, a predicted model, not a curated record